Molecule: messenger RNA, 606 nt
Organism: Drosophila ananassae
Lineage: Eukaryota; Metazoa; Arthropoda; Insecta; Diptera; Drosophilidae
Exons: 2
Coding region: 229-585 (118 amino acids)
Source: RefSeq, a predicted model, not a curated record
AAAGCUGGUCGGGAAGGGGCCUCACAAAAGUCGGGAGAGAGCUCUUCCUGGAGGUUCAGAAUCCCAGCUCAGGAUAUAAAAGAAUGCAGCUGGACCAGCAAGAAUCGCAUUACGGAAUUGCCAGCAGAAGGAAUCGCAUUUCAAGCCAACUAUAGGGCUCAGAAACCUUCUAAGGAUUACAAGGAAAGGAGGGCAAGGACUUGGAUUCAAUCUAUCUGAAAUAGGGCCAUGAAUUACCUUAAGAUUAUAGCCUAUUUUUUAAUAAUAACGGUGGCCGAAAAUGGAGCCCAACCACUUUCGAUAGGCGGCCAAAUGGAUACGGAAGCCAUGACUAAGACCACCACCAGGCCCAAGCUCAUCAUUGAGGAAACGGAGCCCAUGAUGUACCACUUCAUCACCGAGCACCGACCCACUUCGUUGGGCCAAAACUAUUACCUGAAGCCCGGCCAGUUGGUGGGGACCUUCACCCUGAACUCUGGUAGCCUGCAAGUCCGGCACGAUGAGAACGACGGGAAGCCGGUGGCCAGCAAACAGAACAUACUGUUUGUGGCAUACGCCAAGGAUGUGCCACAGAAGAGCAAAUAAAACUAAUUUAUUUUGAAAGGU